AUGGCCGAGGAGGAUCCUAUGGAGACGCUUAUAGAGGAAGAACUCAGUUCUUUAUCCUUCAGCAGCGAGGACAGCGAGGACGGGUGGCGGCGUCCGACGGGGCUGCUGCUGUGGCCGGAGGAGCAGCGGCCGCUGAUGGAGCGCGAGCGGCGCCGGCCGCCGCAGGCGGUGGGCGGCUACAUGCUGGGCGACAUCUUGGGCUGCGGCGGCUACAGCAAGGUCAAGGACGCCGUGCACACAGGAACGCUCGCGCGCCGCGCCGUCAAGAUCGUACGCAGGAGCUGCCUGCGGCGCAUCCCGUUCGGCGAGCAGAGCGUGCGGCGCGAGACGUGCCUGCUGGGGGCGCUGCGCCAUCCGCACGUGCUACGUCUGCACGAGGUGCUGGCCCAGCUGCACCCCGACAAAGCCUUCCUCGUGCUCGACUACUGCCCGCUCUCGCUGCAGGCGCUGCUCGACGCCGCGCCCGCCAACAGGCUGGCGGCGUGGCAGGCGCGCGCCUACCUGCGGCAGCUGUGCGCGGCCGUGUGCUACCUGCAGGCGCGCGCCAUCGUGCACAAGGACAUCAAGCCCGCCAACCUGCUACUCGCGCCCGACGGCCGCCUCACGCUGGCCGACUUCGGCGUCGCCGAGGCGCUGCCGCUCUUCUCGCAGGGCGACACCUGCACGCGCAGCGAGGGCUCGCCCGCCUUCCAGCCGCCUGAGGUGGCGAACUGCGAGCCGUCGUUCUCGGGCUUCAAGCUGGACGUGUGGAGCUGCGGCGUGACGCUGUACUGCAUGCUGCUGGGCGUCCACCCCUUCCUGGAGGGUUGCACCAGCGUCUACCAGCUGCAGACGCGCAUCGCCCACUACCAGGUGACGUUCCCGAGCAGCCUGGAGGCGGUGUCUGAGGAGGUGCUGCGCGGACUGAUGGCGCGCCUGCCGGCGGACCGCUGGUCGGCGGACCGGCUGUCGCAGCACGCGUGGGUGGUGCGCGCCGCGCCCCCGCCGCCGCUGCCCAGAGUAAUGUCACCAAAGAUACUUCAAAAAUAUUUCUUAUGCAGUGAUAUUGCCUACAUCGCCACAGGUUUAUCCAUCAGCAGUUAA
Molecule: messenger RNA, 1083 nt
Organism: Schistocerca gregaria
Lineage: Eukaryota; Metazoa; Arthropoda; Insecta; Orthoptera; Acrididae
Product: serine/threonine-protein kinase stk11-like
Exons: 7
Coding region: 1-1083 (360 amino acids)
Biological process (GO): intracellular signal transduction; protein phosphorylation
Cellular component (GO): cytoplasm
Molecular function (GO): ATP binding; protein serine/threonine kinase activity
Source: RefSeq, a predicted model, not a curated record